CGGAUGACCUAUAAUUGGCAUUAGUUUUGUCGAAAACAUCAUUUCGAUAUAUUGCAAAAUAAACGAAUAAUGAAAAUUAAUAACAUCAUGAAAUUCUAUUCAAAUAUUUACGUAACAGCCGCUAUGCUGGUCAUAGAUGUACUACUAGUGAAUCCUGUUCAAGGAACAUUUGGUAAAUUUGGCCUAGCGCUUGGCAAUAACGGUAAUUAUGGCGGUUACGGGGGCUACGGAAGUUACGGUAGUGGUUACAAUGGUGGUUAUAACUAUGGAACGGGCGCCGGUUACGAUGGCAACGUUAAGGUAGUUAAAGUUAUUGUCGAACCAAGCGUCUCGACAGGAUAUGCUGGCUAUUAUCCUUCAACUGGUGUAGUUACUCCGCCAAUUAGCUAUGGUUCCGGUUACAAUGCCGUCACAUAUGGCUCCGGCUAUCGACCCAGUUAUACGUAUGGAUCCGGCACUGGCUAUGGUUAUGGAUCUGGCACUGGCUUUGGUUAUGGAUCUGGCACUAGCUAUGGUUACGGCAGCGGGAGUUAUGGGUUAGGCUACGGUCUCAAUAGUAAUAAUAAUUGGUGUUGAAACACUUAUCGAAAAUGUUCAAUGCCUUACGAAUGCUUUCAAGAAGUAUUAGAUGAUCAACGAAAAAAUUAAUCAAAUCCGGAAAAAUGUUUUGCUUUUCUCGAAUAGUUUUUUAACAGCAAAUUAUCUAUCAUAACUAUGUGAAAUAAGUGAACAAAAUUUUUUAUUUACUUUUAUAAGUGUUAUCUAUACUGGUUUUAAAGACUAAUGUCACGUUGAACUUUUAUUAAAAUAAAAUCAAAAAAUCGAUUACUUAGUCUUUCUUAAAUAAGCACGAGUAAGCACGAGUGGGGCCAGUUCAAGAAGUAAAUUUCCUUAGAAGCCAGGCAACUAUCAUAUUCAAUGUCAAUUGAAACGAUUUGAUUCAUUAGAGUUGAAAUCGUUGCACUUGAAAUUAUUGUCCACUUUUGGAUCGCUUACCAUUCGAAUAAGUAAGUUAGCAAUUCGAGAAUGUGCAUAAUCGGCAAUUAUGUGCAAAAAGAUUGACAUUUUAGUCGUACACGGUACCUGUUGGCAGCAGUGUUCAGUUGCCAUUCGGCUA
Glossina fuscipes is the source of this 1117-nucleotide messenger RNA. Its product is annotated as keratin-associated protein 6-2-like. The transcript has a single exon. Bases 70 to 576 code for a protein of 168 amino acids. NCBI's taxonomy places the organism in Eukaryota, Metazoa, Arthropoda, Insecta, Diptera, Glossinidae. The record is from RefSeq and is a predicted model, not a curated record.